Messenger RNA from Fusarium keratoplasticum, 402 nucleotides. RefSeq names its product NmrA domain-containing protein. The coding region runs from base 1 to 402 and encodes 133 amino acids. The transcript has a single exon. NCBI's taxonomy places the organism in Eukaryota, Fungi, Ascomycota, Sordariomycetes, Hypocreales, Nectriaceae. The record is from RefSeq and is a predicted model, not a curated record.
AUGUUCGACGACAACAAGCUCGUUCGGAAGCUGUUGCGGGAGCAGCAUGAUAUUGAUUGGACCGUGGUUUCGACCGGGCUGUUCACGUCGUACUUGUUUCUCCCGUCGUUCGGCGUUGUCGAUGCCAAGAAGAGAGUGGUGAGGGCCUUGGGAAGUUGGGAGAACAAAACCACAAUCACUCUACCCGAGGACAUCGGCAAGAUGGUCGCCGAGGUGGUGUAUGCGCCUUCGAAGGAGGGUUCGGACCACAUGGUCUACCUGAGUGGGGAUACCAUCACAUACAGCAGGCUUGCUGACCUGGUCGAGGAGCACUUCAAAGCCGAGUUCACGAGGGAGUUGUGGACCAUCCCGAAGAUGGCGGCGAGCUCAGAGACGCUUGCGGUGAUGAAGUCGCCGCUCUGA